UGUGGCGUAGCGCUCAGCGGACCGCAAUGGGACAAUUGAGCUAGACUAGAUGUCAGCUGAACCAACUGCAUGCUAGUAAACACAACGGAGCGAACCAAAUCCAUCACUGGGAAACUUCGAGGAAGUUGUCUCCAGAGAAGGCCGUCUCCUCGCCCCUCCAUGUCAAAGAGCUCGGAGUUGUGACACCCUCGGCACUUCAAUCUCUUCGUGCCAUUCAGAGUCAACAAGCCUGUCAGCUGCCUCAUCCUCAGCGAAUGGCUCAGGAGAUCCCAGCAAAUGUGUUGAAGCUGUAACUUAUACUCCCUCCCCGCUUUAUUACUUUGGCAGCGUCGGAUAGUUGCUUCCCGUAGGAUCUGACUGGAGCACAUUUGAUCGGGAAAAACACUCAAAAUGCUUCACUAAACAAGACGGACACACUGCCAUUUAAUUUAGUUUUACCAUCAGGCAUGAUUAAAAAGCUGGUGCUGACUUUACAAAGAAAUGGAGAAGGAAGCAGUUGUGUGCCCAGUAUAGACGAACUAAAAGAAAUCCCUUUGAGUCAGGGGUCGUAUUGUUGUGAAAGUCAAAUCUCGGAUAAAACCAAAGAAAUCUUCAACUCUCGUUCACCAUGUGGGAACUGCAACGUGCCACAUCGCGCCCGGCCAUGAGUGGCAGCUCACACGCAAUCUCCAAGGAUGUCAUCCCAAACAGAAUGGCUGGACUUUAGUACGAACACAAGCGAAGAAAUCGACACAUCUUCACAUGAAAGACUGUCACUCCGAAAAAAGAAAAAGAAAGUCUGGUACAUCUCAGAGAGCCUGCGGGUGUUGAUGCAGCUAGACGGUGAUUACCUCAGUUCAAACUCUUUAUUUUACUGAAGCCUGCACGAGGAUGCCCCGUAACUCCGUCCGCUGCUCUUGAGAAGGCCAUUCAGAAGGAGGAGAACCCGUUUAUAGGAAAUGACAGAGUGCCUCACAGAAUGCAAGGCGCAGGUGACUCCAUCGACGCACAACGGUCACCGCGUCUUCAGCUACACGCUGGAGAGCCACACGUCGGCCGCCUUCGCCAUCAUGAACGAGCUGCGUCUGGAGCGGCAGCUGUGCGACGUCACGCUGCGCGUGCGCUACAAGGACCUGGAGGUGGUGGACUUCGUGGCCCACAAGGUGGUCCUGGCCUCCUCGUCCCCCGUCUUCCGGGCCAUGUUCACCAACGGCCUGAAGGAGUGCGGGAUGGAGCAGGUUCCCAUCGAAGGGAUUCACCCCAGGGUCAUGGACAGAUUGAUAGAGUUUGCGUACACCGCCAGCAUCUCUGUGGGUGAGAAGUGUGUCAUCCACGUGAUGAACGGUGCCGUCAUGUACCAGAUAGACAGCGUGGUCAAGGCCUGCUGCGAUUUCCUCGUGCAGCAGCUCGACCCCAGCAAUGCCAUCGGCAUCGCCAGCUUUGCCGAGCAGAUCGGCUGCACGGAGCUCCACCAGAAAGCCAGAGAGUACAUCUACAUGAACUUCAGCGAGGUAGCGACCCAGGAGGAGUUCUUCAACCUGUCCCACUGCCAGCUGGUCAACCUCAUCAGCCGCGACGAGCUCAACGUGCGGUGCGAGUCCGAAGUCUUCCAGGCGUGCGUGGCCUGGGUGCGGUACGACCGGGAGAACCGGCGGCCGUACGUCCAGGCCCUGCUGCAGGCCGUCCGCUGCCAUUCCCUCACCCCCAACUUCCUGCAGACGCAGCUCCAGUCUCUGGAGUGGGACCCGCAGUGCAAAGACUACCUGGCCCAGAUCUUCCAGGACCUCACCCUCCACAAACCCACCAAAGUCAUUUCCUGCAGAACUCCCAAGGUGCCGCAGCUCAUCUACACGGCGGGGGGUUAUUUCCGUCAGUCUCUCAGCUACCUGGAGGCCUACAAUCCCUGCACGGGGGCCUGGCUGCGGCUGGCCGACCUGCAGGUGCCCCGCAGCGGGCUGGCGGCCUGCGUGAUCAGCGGGCUUUUCUACGCCGUGGGCGGUAGAAACAACGCGCCCGACGGCAACAUGGACUCGAGUGCUCUGGACUGCUACAAUCCUAUGAACAACUGCUGGCUUCCCUGCGCCCCGAUGAGCGUCCCCAGGAACCGGAUCGGGGUGGGGGUCAUUGAUGGGUUGAUAUACGCAGUCGGCGGUUCGCACGGCUGCAUUCAUCAUAACAGUGUGGAAAGGUAUGAUCCAGAGAGGGACCAGUGGCAGCUGGUGGCCCCGAUGCUGACGCGGCGCAUCGGCGUAGGCGUGGCCGUCAUCAACAGGCUGCUGUACGCGGUGGGAGGGUUCGACGGGGCCAACCGGCUGAGCUCCUGUGAGUGCUACAACCCCGAGAGGGAUGAGUGGAGGACCAUGGCCUCCAUGAACACGGUGCGGUCCGGAGCAGGUGUGUGCACUCUGGGCAACCAGAUCUUCGUGAUGGGCGGCUACGACGGCACCAACCAGCUGAACUCGGUGGAGCGCUACGAUGUGGAAACGGACACGUGGAGCUUUGCUGCUUCCAUGAGGCACCGGCGCAGCGCUCUGGGAGUCACCGGGCUGCACGGACGCAUCUACGUGUUAGGAGGUUACGAUGGCAACACUUUCCUGGACAGCGUGGAGUGUUACGAGCCGGAGCAGGACACCUGGUCGGAGGUGACUCGCAUGACGUCGGGGCGGAGCGGCGUCGGCGUGGCCGUUACCAUGGAGCCCUGCCAGAAGGAUCUACCACAGUGCGAUAAUUGUCCAGACACCGGGGCCGCCGUGUCGGCGUGUCACUCCACAAAUCUGGGUUUCCACCACAACGGGCCGUUCGGCAAAGGCACAUGAAGUUUAGCGCCAGACGUUGACGUGAGCAGCCCAGAAUCAGGAAGGAGGUGAACUGAGACGCCACAUCCUGCCCCGCCGACUCGGGGCAUCGAGAAAAAACACAGCCACACGCAUUCACAAUGUCAGUAGUGAUUUUUUUAUGUUUUGUAAUCAGCUCACUGCUGCUGAUCCCUAAAAGGUGACUAAACUGUCAAAGAAGACCCCUAAACACGACCUCACACGUGAAUUCUGAUUGGUUGGAGGAAAAAACGCGACGGAGCUCCGGGCUCCUGACUAAAAAAUAAAUCUUUUUAUUGGCUCCAAGAGUCUUCAGGGUCUCUCUUAAUUUCAUUUAAUCUGACGGCAGAGGAAAAUCUUAAACCGCAGCAACAGAAGUAGCAUUUGUUUGAAUACGUAGUGGAGUUUAAAGUGCCAUUACCGUGCCGGCGGGCUUUAAAGUUAGCAGUAUGUUGUCUUGGGGGAUUUGUGUCGGAGUGGCUCCGGCCCGGUUCGUGUUUGCUGUGUACAACCUGGUGAAGUUUGUUUUUACAAUAUGAAGCUCCUACAUGACUAUGGGUUUCAUGCAAGAACAUGUUUCCUUCCUCCCAUCCAUGACAUUUUUAAUUUCUUCUUCUUUUCUGAGCUUUGCUCUCUUCCCUUCCUCCAGUCUGACAUGAGAAGCUCAAGCCGUGAUGUGGAGAAUCAGCCGGUCACAUUACACACAAAGAACACUGUGUUGUGUUUGUGUGUAGCAGAAAACUAUAGUGGCAGCGGUUUGAGAUGGAGGUAGACUCCAGUAAAGCAUUCUGACUUCCGUACCAGAACUAGCGUGGGAGGUUUGCAGCCCCAGGAGUCUGACAGUCAGCUGCUACGUCAUUAAACAUCCUUUAAAAUUAACCCUUUCACCUCAUGUUCCAAGUUCAAGAUGCCUAAAAUACUGUUUCAGUUUGUGUGUCACCAAAUACUCAUGACAUCAUAGACACUGGUGUUUCUGUUGUUUUAUUACGCCGAUUAGAAAUAAGUGACAUUGAUUUGAUGAGCAGUCACGUUUCAUCAUCAUCAUGGACAAUUCUCUAAUGCGACGCCCUGGCGUGCGUGCGUGCGUGCGGCAGCGGAGGAAGGAUGGCGGGAAGCAGCUGUGCGAGUGUUUUCCAAGAAAAACUGCUGUGACAAUAAGUUUUAACCCUUUAAUGCCGGCUGCAUCAUAAUUAAGACAUUUCGGAGACCUCUACAUCAUCCACAUUAUCACAUAACUACCCAUUAGUCUUUAUUAUGAUACAAAACAUUAUUAUUAAUAUUAUUUAGAAACUGUUAAAGACCAUAUUGGAGGUAUUUUUCAUUCAAUACAUUAGAAAGACUUAAUACCAAGAAGAAUUGUACGUGUAUUAUGGCAUUUAUGAGGCUUUAAAGGGUUAAACAGCAGCUACUUCUCCAACCACUGGUUCUUGCAUGGAGCCCAUCGUCUAAAACCCGAGUGUCGGUACAAGAGACAAAGGAAUUUACAAGUUCACCCGUUCACUGGCGGGUUCAGAAAAUGUGAAGUUUUAAAGAAAAAUAACCCAACCGUCUGCAGAUCAUAGCUGGUUUCCCCUCAGGCUGCCGGAGAGUUUGGCGUGAUUAUUGUGCAAAGCACGAGUAGAAUGAAGAAAUGUAGUUUUGAUUGUGUUUAGGAGAAAACUGAAUACUGUAGCGUUGGACUCAAAACAUCUCAUUGAAUGUGGGGGUUUUUUUGUUUUGUUUUCCUCUUUCUUUUAUAUGAAAACACACUAAACACUGACAGAGUUCAGAACAUCCCACCUGCAGCUGACUUGUUUCGGUUUUCAUAUCCACAAGACCUCAGAACCAGAAGUGAGCGUGUUUGUACUUUAGUGUUCAAAUACUGUGUACUAAAGACAAAAACGUGCUUCAAUAAGUGUAUUUGUAACAGCAACUUAAGCUACAAAGGUUUGUAAAAGAAUUUUUGUACAUUGAUAAUCUUAAGAAAUCUUGUACAGGAUUCCAGAGUUCACUUUUUUAUUUAUUUGUUCAAAUUUUUUUUUCUUUUCUUUCUCUCGUCGUUUUGAUCUGACGGACAUAAGCUUUGUAUUAAAAUCUGCCUCUUGUCGUGUUUUUAAAUGACUAGCAUGCUUUGUAACUAAGUGGGAAUGCCUGUUCUUGCUCAUUUUGGAUGUUUAACACAAAAACGAUUUGCUUCACCUUGAUUUGGGUUUUUUUUUUUUUUUUUUUUUAAUCUUGUCAUGUAAUUAGUUGGAAUGGAAAUGUAGAUUAUUUAAGAUCUGCUUUGUACAGUUUUGUCCAGCAUAAAAGGAAAAAAAAGAAGAAAAAAAAAGCUUCAUGUACUGCUGUAGUUUGUAAUAUUUGUUAACUAUGUGUGGAUUUUUGUUUUUUAAAUCCUCUGCCUACAUUUAUUUGCCUGAUGUGAUCUGUUUUUGUUUUGCAGGUUUAACUGGAAAUUUUUGAAUUUAAAUUUAAAAAUUGGUUGAUUUUCAAAUUGAUUUUUAAAUUUAAAUACUUUAUUAAAUCCCCAAAAUGAACCGGUCUUCUUGCAGUAGAACGUUGGUAUUAUAAACCAGAUAACUACCAUUUAUCUACUGACAUCAUUCCUUCUACGCAUUUCCCACCACUGAGGACUAUAUUUUUGCAGUAUCAAUAAUAAAAAAAAUAAAAAAUGAUCAGCUCCAACACAUUCAAGAUAAGUCUUACUUACUCAGUCGUUAUCUGACCUAUAUAAAGGAAGUAAACCAGAAGAAAUUCCCUGCAGGCUGCAGAGCUGCAGAAAAGAGCCAUCGCCGCCACCUAGCGGUAUGUGGUGUAAUUAUACCUACACAAAUAACUUUGUUUAACUCCCACAUGUAGGCUA
This is a messenger RNA of Cololabis saira (Pacific saury), 5634 nucleotides long. It is a transcript of the gene keap1b, whose product is annotated as kelch-like ECH-associated protein 1b. Lineage: Eukaryota; Metazoa; Chordata; Actinopteri; Beloniformes; Belonidae. The transcript is spliced from 7 exons. Gene Ontology annotation, molecular function: protein binding. The record is from RefSeq and is a predicted model, not a curated record. Bases 939 to 2795 code for a protein of 618 amino acids.